AUGUACCGGCGUGUGGAAGCUGACAUCCCGGCAGAUAAAAAGGCCACUUCGCUGUUAAAACUUAUAUACCUCGAGAUGUUCGGCUACGAUAUGUCCUGGGCCUCCUUCCAUGUCCUCGAGGUCAUGUCUUCGCCGAAAUUCCACCAGAAGCGUGUUGGAUACCUUGGAGCCGUGCAGAGCUUCCGUGUUGAUACUGAAGUCCUCAUGCUGGCUACCAAUCUUUUGAAAAAGGAUAUUGUAUCUGCUCAGGUUCCUACAAUGUCCCUGCCUCUAAUCACACUUCCGCAUAUCAUCUCGCCCUCUCUUGCAUUGUCACUGCUCUCAGACCUGUUACCUCGCUUGACACACUCACAUUCAGUAGUAAGGAAGAAAACGGUGGUUAAUCUCUACCGGCUGUCGUUGGUAUAUCCGGAGGCAUUCCGCAUAGCGUGGCCAAAGAUAAAGGAUAGAUUAAUGGACACAGAGGAAGACGGGAGUGUCACAGCAGCCGUUAUAAAUGUCGUCUGUGAACUAGGCUGGAGGAGACCACAGGACUUCUUACCUCUGGCACCACGUUUAUUUGAACUGCUGGUUGACGGAGGGAAUAAUUGGAUGGCCAUAAAAAUAAUCAAGCUUGUAAGUUUGACCUUUCUCAAGUUAACCAAGAAAUAUAUAGUAGCUAACAGGGGAAAUAAGUUUGCUUCGUUAACUCCGCUUGAACCAAGGUUGGUUAAGAAGCUCAUACGGCCUCUAACUAACAUCAUUCAAACGACUUCCGCCAUGUCUUUAUUAUAUGAAUGCAUCAACGGUAUCAUCCAGGGUGGCAUUCUUGACGGCGUAGAAGGGAUCCGUGAAGGGGAGGUCAUUGCACAAUUAUGUGUAGACAAGCUCCGAGGCAUGCUUGUGUUGGAAGAGGAUCCCAACUGUAAGCUCACCCUCGUUGGAAGCACAAUGGAUUAA
Messenger RNA from Trichophyton benhamiae CBS 112371, 939 nucleotides. RefSeq names its product AP-3 adaptor complex subunit Apl5 (predicted) (gene apl5). Bases 1 to 939 code for a protein of 312 amino acids. The record is from RefSeq and is a predicted model, not a curated record. The transcript has 2 exons. NCBI's taxonomy places the organism in Eukaryota, Fungi, Ascomycota, Eurotiomycetes, Onygenales, Arthrodermataceae. Gene Ontology annotation, cellular component: membrane coat; endosome membrane; AP-3 adaptor complex. Gene Ontology annotation, biological process: Golgi to vacuole transport; protein targeting to vacuole.